Messenger RNA from Neopelma chrysocephalum (saffron-crested tyrant-manakin), 2330 nucleotides. RefSeq names its product claudin 20 (gene CLDN20). The coding region runs from base 818 to 1477 and encodes 219 amino acids. Gene Ontology annotation, molecular function: structural molecule activity. Gene Ontology annotation, biological process: bicellular tight junction assembly; cell adhesion. The record is from RefSeq and is a predicted model, not a curated record. NCBI's taxonomy places the organism in Eukaryota, Metazoa, Chordata, Aves, Passeriformes, Pipridae. The transcript has 2 exons. Gene Ontology annotation, cellular component: bicellular tight junction; plasma membrane.
UCCUAACUUUUAGAUUUCGCACACCAACUUGUCAAGCCCACUUCUCCAAUGUGCUGCAGUUACCAUAUAAGCUUUAUUAGUAGCUUUAUUUCUUCAUUCUUUUAUACAGCCUCAUACAAAGGUAACAAGUUAUAAGAUGACCUACGGAAGGCUAAAGCUAUCAGGAAAGAUAAAUAAAGCGUGUAGCUGAAGAAAAAUGCCCUGCUGUUCCAAUUACAAAUUAAAAUAAAUUGCACAGUUCUCUUCUAGGAAAUUUAAACUUUUAAUAAGAUUAUCUGUGAUGAAAAAAACAACAACUGACAAACAACAAAACCCUUUGGCUCUCAGUGCAACUUAAAUGAUUUCCUCCCCCACUCUAUAAGUCUACGGUUUCUGGAUUCUCAAGAUUUUACUCUGUUUAAUCACUGUUCACACUUUUCAUCAUAGAACCUGGACAUCAUUAUGUAUUUAGGACUAAGGGCCUCUGUCUGUUUUAUUCCAUAAUCUCUUUGCUUUCCCUUACUGAGCGUUUUUCAAACAAAACUCAUUAAACAAAGUACUCCUUUAUUCUCGGGUAGAUGGAACUAAGAGAGAGAACAAACAGCAGUAAUGCACUUGCUGUAGAGAACAGAAAAAAAAAAACAUUCCAAGAAAUUUUGUUAAUACAUGCCAAUGCAGUUUUAUAUGAGAAGGGAUAGUUCCAUUCAAGAGAAACUGCAUUUUCCAGGACAUCUACAGUGAAGAAAACAUCUCAGACCUCACAUCCAGCAAGGGCUACAGCUUGGCACUCAUUUUCUCGAGAGAAAGGACAGACAAAAGGUGACAGCAGAUAUUCAUCAUGGCAUCAGCAAGUCUGCAGUUCUUUGCUUUUAUUCUGGCUUUGUUUGGUGUCUUUGGAGAUAUCGCGGCCACCCUGCUACCAAACUGGAAGGUAAAUGCAGAUGUUGGCUCAAAUAUCAUAACAGCUAUAACACAGAUGCAAGGACUGUGGAUGGACUGCACCUGGUACAGCACUGGGAUGUUUAGCUGUACCCUGAAAUACUCCAUUCUCUCUCUCCCCGUCUACAUCCAGGCUGCACGGACCACCAUGGUACUGUCUUGUAUCCUAUCAGCAUUUGGGAUCUGCAUCACUACAGUUGGAAUGAAAUGCACAAAGUUGGGAGGGGACAGUGACAGCAAAAGUCACGCUUGUUUUGCUGGAGGAAUCUGCUUCAUUCUUGCAGGAAUCUCUGGAUUAGUACCAACAUCCUGGUACACAAGAGAAAUUAUUUCAAAUUUUCUGGACCAGACCAUUCCAGAGAGCAGUAAACAUGAACCAGGAGGAGCAGUUUAUACAGGAUUCAUUUCAGCAGGCUUUCUGCUUAUCGCAGGUGUGAUUUUCUGCACUUCGUGUUUUAACAAGCAGCAAGGAGGAUGGGUUUACCCUCCAAAGCAGCACCAUUUCCCAUCCACAGAGCAGGAGAGCAAUGCAGGUUACAACCUGAAGGACUAUGUGUAAAUAGUUAUUUCUAUCCAUUCAAGGGUUUUUUAAUGUGCUAAGUGUAGUUUGAUUAUUUCAAAGAAUGUAUAACUGAGCACUUUUCCUAUACCUGGGUUGCAGUUAUGUUUAUGCAAGGUAUUUAAUUCAUAGGGGCAUCCACAAAAAGGAAAGAAGUAGAAAAUGAUACUUGUCUGCUACAAAAGUACUUUAUUUUGCUGAUUUUUCAAACCAUGCUGACUUUCCACGUAGCAUUUACUGAAGAAAAAGGAACUAUUUUCAAACACAACUGACUGUACAAUUAAGGUACCGAUGUCUUGUUAUAGGAAAGAUGAUUAAAGACUAACUGCUUUCUAUUUAGCAAAUCAGGCUUUCAAUAAUGUAACAUUUUAUAGUGUAGUUUACAUUUUUAUCUCUACCUGAGUUAUGAUGCAAGGAAAAGAAGCUCAAACAUUAUUUGUCCGAGAAGCCCAAUUCAAUGGUUUUUAAAAAGCAGACACAUCUGCCUUUUAUUUUCAAUUGUAAAUUGCCUCGGUAACUAGAUUUCAUAACAAAAAACCAAACAAACAACACCACAAAAAAACCCAACGAACAAAAAACCCCACAACAAAAGCCUAUGGCUCCAAACCGUAGCUGCACUGUAUACUCUGCAUAUCACCAUGAAGAAUCAGCAGUACCAUUUAGAUCUUGCCAAAUACAGCUCACGCACCCCAGACUGCCACCUGCUGUGAGUUUCAUUGAUUAUUGUAAAGAAAUGUCUGCUGGACAUUCACCAACUGCUACUAAUCUAUCACUGCACAAUGAAUGUUAGAUAAUGAGGAGCAAUACAACAACAGAAAUGUAACCAUAACUCUGAAAACACCUGCCAAUUGUA